This is a messenger RNA of Cornus florida, 2813 nucleotides long. RefSeq names its product glucan endo-1,3-beta-glucosidase 11-like. Gene Ontology annotation, molecular function: hydrolase activity, hydrolyzing O-glycosyl compounds. The coding region runs from base 402 to 1730 and encodes 442 amino acids. The record is from RefSeq and is a predicted model, not a curated record. Lineage: Eukaryota; Viridiplantae; Streptophyta; Magnoliopsida; Cornales; Cornaceae. Gene Ontology annotation, biological process: carbohydrate metabolic process. Gene Ontology annotation, cellular component: plasma membrane. The transcript has 3 exons.
AACACGUAUUCAAAAAUAUAUUCUUUAAACAAGCAAGACAGGCCAAUCAAAUUAGAAAAAAAUAACCAUAAACAAAACAGUAAUUUUAGCAGUGCUAACAAUAAGUCAGUCAGUCUAUGCACAUCGAAAACUCCCUCCAGAAAACGACCGCCAAAACCCACCAUUUACUCCGCUCCUCUCCGGCGACAGGUCGCCACCACUCACCGCCAGUAUUCUGGAGAGAGAGCUCAUAUAUAUAUAUACACACAUAUAUAUAUAAUAAUAGAUGAGGAAGGAAAGUUGUGCUUUUUUAGAGAGAGAAAGUAAAGGGAAUUUUUAAUAAUUCUUAUGGGAUUUAGUAGCGAUAGCAAGCCUUGUAUCGGAGGAAUCGCUGGGAGUUCGAUCGUCCUACGUCCGAUGCAAUGAAAGUUUCUUCUCGUUUCUUCGUUCAAUUCAUUCUCUUGCUCUCUGUUUUCUCAACUCCAAACGAAGUUCUGAUAGUUGAAGCAUUCACUGGAACUUAUGGAAUAAAUUACGGGAGAAUUGCUGAUAACAUCCCCUCUCCUGAUGAAGUUGUUACACUACUCAAAGCCGCAAAGAUAAAGAAUGUACGAAUUUAUGAUGCGGAUCACAGUGUCCUCAAGGCAUUUAGCGGAACUGGGCUUGAUUUAGUGGUGGGACUUCCUAACGAAUACUUGAAAGACAUGAGUACUAAUGCAGAUCAUGCCCUGACUUGGGUCAAAGAAAAUGUGGAGGCAUUCCUUCCUCAGACACGCAUCCGUGGGAUUGCUAUAGGAAAUGAAGUAUUGGGAGGGGGUGAUCAAGGAAACUGGGAAGCUUUGAUGGGUGCUGUUAAAAACGUUUACAAUGCUACAAAAGAGCUUCGGUUAGCCGAUGUAGUUCAGCUUUCCACUGCACAUUCACAAGCAGUUUUUGCUAAUUCUUACCCUCCAUCUUCGUGUAUUUUCAAAGACACUGUCGUUCAAUACAUGAAGCCACUGAUGGAGUUCUUCUCACAGAUUGGAUCUCCUUUCUGUUUAAAUGCUUACCCAUUUUUGGCCUAUAUGGGUAAUCCAGAUGAAAUUGAAAUAAAUUAUGCACUUUUCAAGUCCAACAAGGGAAUCUAUGAUCCAAAAACCGAUCUGCGUUAUGAUAACAUGCUUGAUGCUCAGAUUGAUGCAGCCUAUGCUGCUUUGGAAGAUGCUGGAUUCAAAAAGAUGGAAGUUAUUGUUACGGAGACAGGUUGGGCUUCUCAUGGAGAUCAAAGUGAAGCUGCAGCCACUGCUGACAAUGCAAGGACUUACAACUUUAACUUGCGUAAAAGGCUUGCCAAGAAGAAGGGAACCCCAUUGAGGCCAAAGACUACAUUGAAGGCAUAUGUUUUUGCGAUAUUUAAUGAGAAUUUGAAGCCUGGUCCCGGUUCUGAGAGGAAUUUUGGACUGUUUAAAGCUGAUGGGAGCAUUUCAUAUGAUAUUGGAUUUGAUGGACUGAAAUCUUCAUCUGCAGCUUCAUCUUUUGGUUCUUUGAAGCUUUUCACCAGACUGCCAAGCAAAGUCUACGCACAUCAGAUCUCUUUGAGAAGCAGUGGAAAACAAAUUCAGACAUUUGUGCAACUACAACAACCAAACCUUUUCCCAAUUACUUGGGGAAAUUCAGACAUUUGCGCCCGAAGGAUAAAUUCCUGCACCAAAUUACUAGUAAAAUGUCAUGUAUAUUACCUACAUGCAACAACAAAAAUCUCUCUUUCUUGAAUGCAUCUUAUUUCUCUAUAAGCCCUUCCCUUGACCUCCCCCAAUGGAUCUUCUUCAUUUCCACAUCACCACCCACUCACCCAGUGAUUCACUGCACUAUUUUUCUCCAGAUGUUUUAUAUAUAGAUUUCUUUUUCUCGAACCAAAUCUUAUUAGAACAAAUUUUCCAUAUAUAAAAACCCAAGGAAAAUUGAACACUUUUGACUAUUCAACCUCAUUUGAGGUGCUGCCUAGAUUUGUAUGUUUAUUGUGUGCCUACUAUUAUCAGUCCCUAUGGCACUGUCUAAGAAUGGAAGUGGUGUGAUAAAAUAAGGGUUUCGAUCAAGGAGAGGACUUGGGGAAUAAACACCUGCAAACACUCGCGCAUGUAAUAUUUAUUUAUUGCCAUGUUCUCAAUUUGUCCUGGUCCCGUUUUGAAGAACAAUAUAGACAUUUUGAUGGCUUUUUCCUGCAACCUCAUCUCAGGAACAUGGCACAAAGAAAAUCGGUCUAGUUUGAGUGGAUAUAUGAAGAUAUAUUUGGUUCUGAGAUGCAAUCCUGUUUUCACCAAUCACCUUUAUACAAGUUCUCCUUUACUCCUGCUGAUACAUUCUUUUGUUGGUCUCACCUGGUGCUUUGGGGCUAAUUAGAAUUGAAAAUAGCAAUCAAUAAUGUCAUUACAUUUUCUUCAUCUGGUGCAUUGGAAUUUGAGGUAUCUUAUGUUGUGGAACAUUCAUGGAACUGAUAUCUUUUCUCCAGUAGGAAAUGUUUUGCCAAACUAGUUUAUUGGGAUCCUUGUUUGCUUUUAUAGAAAUUAAUGUCAGAAGUUUCUCCAUGAGGAAUAAGAUUAUCUGUUUUUCACAAAUGACUCGAGCACCAUUUUAUUAAGAACAUGCAACUACACUUGGGAAUUGAAGAAAUCUAUCAAUCAUUGUUGUUUGGCAAUUUCCAUGAUGAAAUGUGUGCGCUUAGCAUGAAGAAGUGCAAGAACGUUUUGUAAACUCUCCAAUCAAUUAGAACUGAAACGAACUAGGUAUCAUUAAUGACUUAUGAAACAUAGUUUUUCACAUUUCUCAAUUAUUGACAUGUUUUUUUUUUUUUCGUU